Amphimedon queenslandica is the source of this 1739-nucleotide messenger RNA. RefSeq lists its product as uncharacterized. The record is from RefSeq and is a predicted model, not a curated record. NCBI's taxonomy places the organism in Eukaryota, Metazoa, Porifera, Demospongiae, Haplosclerida, Niphatidae. The coding region runs from base 3 to 1739 and encodes 578 amino acids. Gene Ontology annotation, biological process: cell-matrix adhesion. The transcript is spliced from 9 exons.
AGAUGAUGAUAGUGUUGGUGAUACUUAUCUACUUCAAUGGUCUCCUUGUUAGCUCUGAGAGUAACUACCUUCCCUUCCUGUAUCCUACUGACUACAUGCGUAUAACAAUGAAUGACUAUUCUUUUGACGAGAUUUUGCUACCAUCGCUACUUAAAUUUGGAUCACGAUGCUACAGCUGUGCAAAGAUUACUACUGAUGGGUAUGUUGCCUUUGGCUACUUCUAUCACUCCAAGUUUUCAUACAUUGCUCCAUAUCGAGAUGGAACAGAUCUAAAUAAAGGAGGGGAGGUUCGCUUUGCUACAAUCUUUCCUUCAAAGGAUCCCUCAAUCUUCAGACAAGUCAAUAGCUACUUAUCUAAUUCAACUGGCAGUAGUGUGUCUGCAGAAUGGAUACUGUGGACUGAAUGGUAUGAAAUAUGCCCUUCUAUCAAUCAAAGUUGUCACUCUAAUCAGACUAAUCAUUUUCAAGUUGUAUUAGCUUAUCAAAGUAAUGCCACAUAUGCUGUGUUUAUAUACAAGUGUGGACUCAUACGAUGGACAAAAUAUAGAGCUUUUGUUGGUAUUUUUAAUCACUUCAAUACAUAUGAUAAUUCAGGAUACACUAGCGUCCAUCCAUUAUCUAAUACUGAUAAUGUUACUGACAUAGACUGUUAUGAUGUAGUGUCAGGAUGGACUAAUAUUGUAUACAGACUAGAUCAAGGCCAGCUAGUUUUAAAAGGAUUCAGAAUUGUAUCUAUAACAUAUGAUAGCAUUAUUGUGUCAUGGGAAGUUUAUCCAAAUGAUAACACCAUACUAUCCUUGAAUGUCGCUGAUUCCCAGCAAACAGUUAACAAGACGAUUAAUGUUGCUGGAUACAAUAAUGUGUAUACUCAUAAUGGGGAGGUUUAUAUGUGCAAUGUUUAUACUUUCAAGUUGACUCUACCAACAGAAAAAACUGGAUGUAAUGAAAACAUUAAAGUCAUAUCAAUAGCAUUGACACCAAAACCUGAAAAUGUAUCUGCAUUAUAUCUAACCAAUGAAAUAUUAACAAUAAGAUUUCAAAUACAACAGUGCUUUAUAAAUAAAGUGCAAUUGAUUCUGUUUGAAGCUAAUGGACACAUUAAUACAUCAGAUCCAUUAGAUAUUAACAGUCUUCAAUACAUUGAUGAGUUUUAUAUUAUACACUGGAAUAUAAAACUAAAUGAUCAUUCAUUGUAUUACUUAACAGUAUCAGCGAUUGGUACAUAUGGAACUAGUACUUCUGAUCAUGUAACUGAAAUAAAUACAUAUAAUGUGAAGGAUAUAAUAAUAAAGAGGAAUGAAAAUAUUGUCUGUUUUACUUGUGUUACUGAAGUGUUCAAUGAAUGUCAAUUGAUGAUAACAACACUGAUACCACAAUCAAUACAAACUAAUGGAACAUGUUAUUCAUUUACUGAUAAUGGAACAUACACUGUAUAUGCACAUGAUAUUGAGAAUGGAAUAAAGAUACUGACACCAGCAAUAGUUAUUGAAUACAUAGUUGACUGGAUUAAACCAGUUUUACAAAUGAUACCAUCACACACAGUAUUGUUGGUAAUACUCAGAAAAAAAGUAGGCAACAAUACUAAGUCACAAGACAUAUACGACAUUCCUAUCAAAAGUGAAGCAAAUUCAGCACAUAAAAUGAAGAGGCUAAAUAGUGAAAUAGCAACAUCUCAAAACUGCUCCUACAGUGGUACCACUAAUAUUUGUGAUACACCAAUAUAUGAUGAUAUAGCAUAA